Messenger RNA from Antrostomus carolinensis (chuck-will's-widow), 6344 nucleotides. It is a transcript of the gene ERBIN, whose product is annotated as erbb2 interacting protein. Gene Ontology annotation, biological process: receptor clustering; establishment or maintenance of epithelial cell apical/basal polarity; cell-cell adhesion. Gene Ontology annotation, molecular function: protein kinase binding. Lineage: Eukaryota; Metazoa; Chordata; Aves; Caprimulgiformes; Caprimulgidae. The record is from RefSeq and is a predicted model, not a curated record. Gene Ontology annotation, cellular component: basolateral plasma membrane; postsynaptic membrane; adherens junction.
AACCAUGUCCAGACUGACUCAGCUGGAGAGACUGGACUUAGGAAGUAAUGAAUUCACAGAAGUGCCUGAAGUACUGGAACAACUGAGUGGGUUAAAGGAAUUUUGGAUGGAUGGUAAUAGACUAACACUUAUUCCAGGGUUCAUAGGAACUUUGAAACAACUGACCUACUUGGAUGUUUCUAAAAACAACAUUGAAGUAGUUGAAGAAGGUAUUUCAGGUUGUGAAAGCUUGCAAGACCUACUGUUAUCCAGUAAUUCACUUCAGCAACUGCCAGAGUCUAUUGGUUCCCUGAAGAAGGUAACAACACUUAAAAUUGAUGAAAACCAGUUAAUUUAUUUGCCAGACUCCAUAGGAGGGUUAAUAUCAGUAGAAGAACUGGACUGUAGUUUCAAUGAGAUUGAAACAUUGCCUUCGUCAGUUGGGCAGCUCUCUAAUAUAAGGACGUUUGCUGCAGAUCAUAACUUUUUAACACAGCUGCCAUCAGAGAUUGGAAACUGGAAGCAUGUAACAGUGUUGUUUCUGCAUUCUAAUAAGCUUGAAUUUCUCCCUGAAGAAAUGGGUGAUAUGCAGAAAUUGAAAGUCAUCAAUCUGAGUGACAAUAGACUGAAGAAUUUGCCGUUUACCUUUACAAAACUGCAACAGCUCACUGCUAUGUGGCUAUCAGACAAUCAGUCUAAACCACUCAUCCCUCUUCAAAAAGAAACUGAUCCUGACACACAGAAGACAGUGCUUACUAAUUACAUGUUCCCCCAGCAACCAAGGACUGAGGAUGUUAUGUUCAUAUCUGAUAAUGAAAGUUUCAAUCCAUCUCUGUGGGAGGAGCAGCGUAAACAGCGUGCUCAGGUGGCAUUUGAGUGUGAUGAAGACAAAGAUGAGAGAGAGGCACCACCUCGGGAAGGCAACCUGAAGAGAUAUCCAACUCCAUAUCCUGAUGAACUGAAGAAUAUGGUCAAAACAGUCCAGACAAUUGUACAUAGGCUAAAGGAUGAAGAAUCUACUGAAGAUAUUGCUAAGGAGUCUAAACGAGAAAGCCAGACAGUUUCUGUAAAAGAUGUGGGGGUAAAGACUUCAGAAAUUGCUUCGAUAAAGAACAAAGCAGAUGAGAGAAAGCAAUAUUCAGCAGGUUUUUUUGGAAGCUCUGUGCAGAAGCCUACUGAACCAGAAGCUGAGCACAGCACUGCAAAUUCACAGAUGACUGCACUUGUUAAAACCUUGCAGAACACAAAAACAAUUGUCAACCAUGAAGACACACUCGAGGAGUCAGAAGAACUCUCCUCUGAUGAAGAGAUGAAGAUGGCAGAAAUGCGACCACCGCUGAUAGAAACCUCCAUAAACCAACCAAAAGUAGUAGCUCUUAGCAAUAACAAAAAAGAUGAUUCAAAAGAUGCUGAUUCCUUAUCAGAUGAAGCUACCCACAAUAGCAAUCAAAAUAACAGUAACUGUUCCUCUCCUUCUCGAAUGUCAGAUUCCGUUUCCUUAAAUACUGACAGUAGCCAAGAUAUUUCUCUCUGUUCUCCAGACAAAGAAACACAUGCUGCUGUUUUAUCCAAGAUCAGGCCAGAAGAUGAAAAUUUGAAUAGUCUUUUGCAAAAUGGAGGUGAAUUGAGCAUUACUGUGGAAGAAAAGAUAAAUGUGCAAGAGAAGGUUACAAAUUUGUCUGAAUAUGAAUUAAGCAUUGAAGAAAGAUUAGGCCUAAUAGGAAAAAGUGUUGAUCUGAGUAGUCCUACAGAGGAAUCUCACAAAUUAGAUGAAAUAAACAUGAAUAUCAAAAAACUGGUUAGUGAAGAGACAGCACCAGUUCCUGUAGAAAGGUUACAAACACAGGAAAUAGUUUCAGUAAAGGGCUUUUUGAAUAACAACACGAAAGAAGAAAGUGAGCACUUGGAAAAUGGAAAUAAAUAUCUUAUAAAUAAAGUAAAUGGACAUCCUGAGGAAGCAGUACAGUCUCCCAGUAAAGAUGAACUAACGAGAAGCACUACAGCUGAUGGCAGUUCUACUGAGCUAUCUGUUUCAAGGAGCACUGAAGACUUAUCCCCACAGAGAAGUGGUCCUGUGAUGAAAUCUCUGAGCAUCACCAGUAUGGACACUGGUGGUCUGAAAAUCUAUGAUAUUGUCAAUGAGAAUGGAUCUCCACAGCCAAACUCAGUGGUAAAAUCAGUAUCUGAUAGUGCAGAUGGAAAAAACAUAGUCCGAAGUAAAUCUGCUACUCUUCUGUAUGAUCAGCCUUUGCAGGUUUUUCCUGGGUCAUCAUCAUCAUCAGAUUUAGUAUCUUCUACAAAAACCGUGUUCAAGUUUGACUCAAAUCACAAUCCUGAAGGUGGUAACGUAGUGAGAGGAUCAGUGACAAGUGGUGCACAGAUGUUCUGCGCUCCCCAGUAUAAUAUUCAGUACAGCAGCAGUGCAGCAGCGAAAGACACCUUGUGGCCCCAGAAACAAAACACCCAAGUAGAACAAGGUGGCUUACCUCCUUCACGUCUGCUUAGGUCUGACAGUACAGAAACCCCCAGCUAUGUAAAGCAUUCUGCCAAUAUGAAUUUCUCUAAUCAUAACAAUGUCCGAGCCAGUGCUGUGUAUAACACUCAUCAACGGAUGGCUGGGAGACAUAUAGAUAUGUGGGCUGUUCCACCAAAUGAUAGGCUGCUCCCAGGAGCAACCAGACACACUCUUCAAAGGCAGAGCAGUGUGUCUUCAGCAGUUUCUGUAAACGUUGGGGAUACUGGACCUUCAAGGCGCACCCAGGUACCUGAAGGGGACUAUUUAACGUACAGAGACUUGCAUUCGAUGGGAAGAGCUCCACCAGUAAUGUCUGGGCAACAGAGACCUCUUUCUGCCAGGACAUACAGCAUUGAUGGUCCAAAUGUACCCCGACCACAGAGUGCUCGGCCAUCAGUGAAUGAAAUACCAGAAAGAACUAUGUCAGUUAGUGACUUCAAUUACUCACGGACUAGCCCUUCAAAGAGGUCAAACCCGAGGGUUAACUCUGAGCACUCGUUAUUAGACCCUCCAGGAAAAAGUAAAGUCCCUCAUGACUGGAGGGAACAGGUGCUGCGACAUAUUGAAGCUAAAAAGUUAGAAAAGAGCAUGCUGUCUAGGUCCUUUAAUUCCAAUUACGCUGCAGUUAGCAGCUUUCACUAUGGCAGCUCUAGGGAUCUGCAUGGCAGCCAGGGUAGUGUUGCCUUGAGUGUUGCAGACGGAAGAGGUUCUGGUGUGCACAUUGUUCGACAUCCCCAGGCUUCUACUCUAGGAGACCAAUGCCAGGAUGAAGUAUUCAUGUCAGGACAGCAAAAUUACUCAUCUGCCACACUUAGUCUCAAAGAUGCUCCUCUGGACAGCAUGAAGAAAAUAGCUGUACAGAUACCUUUGACAAAUGGACAGAUGUGCCAGCCUCAAAGACCUCAGGCAAACUACAGCCAAGUCCAUCAUCUCCCUCCUCAAUCAUCAGUCGCAAGACAUCCAUCUAGAGAGCAACUGAUUGAUUAUCUGAUGUUGAAAGUUGCCCACCAGCCUCCCUAUGCCCACUCCCAAUGUUCUCCCAGACAAAGCCACGAGUUGGCAAAGCAAGAGAUUCGAGUGAGAAUUGACAAGGAUCCAGAACUUGGAUUUAGUAUAUCAGGAGGAGUUGGUGGUAGAGGGAAUCCAUUCAGACCUGAAGAUGAUGGUAUAUUUGUAACUAGAGUGCAACCAGAAGGACCAGCAUCUAAGUUGUUGCAGCCUGGAGAUAAAAUAAUUCAGGCUAAUGGAUACAGCUUCAUCAAUAUUGAUCAUGGACAAGCAGUAUCUUUGCUAAAGACUUUUCAGAAUGCAGUGGAACUCAUAAUUGUGCGAGAAGUUUCUUCAUAAAUACUGUGGACUGGGGGGAUAAGCCAGCAGGAUUCAUUGAAGGAUUUAUGGGAAACUGAAUAUUUUGCUUAUUUUUAUACAUGAAAGGAACUUGAAAAGAAUUAUGAUCAAAAUUUGUACAGGAAAUACUGAACUUGUGGUUAAAGGGGGAAAAACCACUGUAUAAAACGUACAGAAAAUCAUUUUGGAAAUGCAUAUGGUGAAUAAACUUGUUUUUAAGCAUUAUAGCAAUCUAAGGAUCACUCCUCCAAGAACAAACCUGUGCUGUUUUUUGUACAGAUGGUAGGUUUAUUUUUGGAUAAUUCAUACACAUUACUAAUAUUUGUGCAAGGCUUUGCAAAGCCUCGGUUGUAGCCAAUGGACAGAUGGCAGGGCUGUCUGUCCUGUAGCUGUUUAUUGCCUUUAUUUUUAUUCACCGGAUAUUAAUGCUAUGCUGAAACCACUUCUGUAGAUAUCAACAAGGGGAUAUGAAAUGUUGAUUUUGCUAUGUGCACAUUGUAUAGAUGAAUGGGUAGAUGGAAGGUGGUGCUGGUUGGACAGAAUAAAGGUCAGGUGAAACAACUAUCCACUAAAUCUGGAAUCAGGGAAGAAGAAAAAGUGUUUAGUUCUGGAGUGUACGUCUACCAAUAGAAAAUGCAAUAAAAGCUUAUGGUGUUUUUUAGGAAGACUGUAACUACAAAUUUGUGAUAUUUUACAGGAUCUGUUCUUAAUGUAGUCAUUGAAUAUUCAUUGCCACAUGUGAUUUAUGUUUAGUUGGGUUUUCUUGCAUACAUAAUUUUUUCAACUGUACUGUGGAAAUGUGCCCAGAGGUUUUUCUCUGCUGUGGAAAUCCCAAAUUUUGUGCAAAUGGUGAUUCUUUUAUCUUUAUAAAAAGUACUCCAUUUUAACCUUGUAGAUUUUUAAAAUGAAACUGAAAUGGCCAGUUUUUAAGGUUGUUGCCUGUAAUAUAUAUUUAGACACACACAAAGUAAAUUAUGCGGGAAGGGUUAUGAAAGACAUCUCGAUUUGGAUUGGCCUUUGCAUUGCCUCGUUAAUCAAAAAGGAAACCAUACACAUGGAGCUAGGUAACCAAAGCAAGUUUGUGAAACUUUGAACAGUGAUGGAGAAUUGCUGUGGUGAGAUGGAGAGCAAAGGGAUGGUGUACUCACCAGUUUGUAAUGAUGGUUCUUAAAGGGCUGUUCUACAGGUAACAUUAAAUGUGAACUAGACACUUCAGAGUCAUUAAAGGGUUUCUAACUAUAUUAAUGUAAUAGUGAUUUACCGCAGGCUGCCUUUUUUCCUUAUUACUGUAUAAAACAUUCAAUUAUGUUUCUAUUAAUUUUGUUUACCAGAAACAUUAACUUUAUUUUUCUUUCUCCAUUGUAAUGGAAUAGUGACUGCAUAAUCUGCAGUGAUAAUUAAUACACAGUUGUUAUGGACCAGGGAAAAGUGCCAUAGAAGACCAAUAACUGUUUUUAAUUAGGGCUAAUGACUAGCCUGUCACUGGAGCAAUAUUCAGUUAUUGCAGAUCAUUUUUAAUUGCAUAUAAGUUGGUGGUUUGAGACAGGUAUAAGAUGCUUUCUUCAACCCAUGUGUACAAAAGCAAAUGCUUUAAAUAAAGCUAGCAAAAACACCAGCCUCUCCUUUAGUUUUGGGACAAUGAGCUGGAAGAGAGAGGAAUUAUACAUAGCUAGCAGUAAUAAACAGGAAGUACUUUUUAAAUAAGUGAACUCCAAUAUUAUUGCACUUCUUUCAAAGAUGUUAACUAUUUCUUAUUGUACUGUGUAUAGUUCUAAUAAUUUUAAUUGAAACCCUUUAACAACUCUUUGUAUAUUUUAAUUCUUUUUAGUUGAUUUUCAGUAAUAUUUACAUAGAAAAUGAUUCUUUUGAUAUAUUAGCAGAAAUGUGCUGUAUUUUGAUAAAAUUCACUUAUUUUCUGUGUGCUGUUAAUCUUCAAAGAAAAGAAUGAGAAGCAUAGCUAUAUAAUGGCAGGCUUCAGUGUUCCCCUUCUAAGAUGUGUUUUGUUGUUUAGUUUCUAUUUUUUUACUGAAAAUGCAAAAUGUUCACAUCACAUGUUCAUUACUUUUAACCAUGUUAUUUUUAUCACACACUGCCUGCCUUUUAAAGGGAAUGCAUACAGAUAAGUCCUGAAUUACCUUGGUCUUCUACAUAACCUGUAUCUUUUGGAAGGGUAAAGUUCAAAAGGCAGAACUGAUUCUUUACUGACCUUGGACUGACUUUGUAUACAUUUUGCAGUACAUUUAAAUAUAUCACUGAGAAAUUAUACUGUAUUGUAUUUUGCUUUAAUGGUAACAGAAGUUUUAAAUGUUGUUGUGUCACUUAAUUUUCAGAUUUAUGUAUCACAGGAAAAUUCUACCAAAAAGUGUUCGGCUGUGGUAGAACCAUGGAAGUAGAGUUUUAGAGUAAGAACUUUAGUAUUUCUUGGGGAUAUACUUUGCCAAAGCUUGUCUUCGGUAAAUUAGCAAAUUAACCAUCUAAUAAAAUAUGGAUUAUGAUGAUUUUA